Molecule: messenger RNA, 892 nt
Organism: Moneuplotes crassus
Lineage: Eukaryota; Ciliophora; Spirotrichea; Euplotida; Euplotidae
Source: the annotation of a GenBank genome assembly
CUUAGGCUUUAAAGAAUUGAAAAUAACUUGACUUUAUAUAAUGAACAAAAAGAGUCUUGCAAUCUUCAUACUAUUACUUCUCAUAGUUGGAGAAACAUUCGCAAGAAGAGCGAGGGGAGGAAAUAGCUACAGACGAAGAGCCAGGAGCUCGAACAAAUCUGGAACUAAAUCCUCUGGAACUUGUAAAGGCAGUUCCAUGACUUGUUUGAUCAUCCCAAUUUCAUGCGUUGGAGGUUUCAUAAUCAUCAUAGUUACAAUUGUGCUGAUUUGGAAAUGAUGGAGAACCAAUAGAAAGAAACGCCAGAACUCAAUGAGCAAUAAGAUCAAAGAAGCUAGGAAAAGAAGACUAAAGCUUGAAAAACUGAGGAGAAAAGACUCUUCAAAGCUGCAAAGGAUGCAUACAAACCAACAAGAGAGAUCCAAGCAGAAACAAGAGAAACCUCAGGAGAAACAAAUUUUAAAUGGGGAAAAUAUCUAUACACCAACGACUGCUGAUAGUAAGAGAACUCAUUUUGUGAUGCCAGGAACUGCAGUGCAGCCAAAUUAUAAUGUAGUUAACCCCUAUGAAGGUAACCACAACCUUCAGCCAGUGCCAGUAACCUAUGACCCAGCCUCUUACGGAGUUGAAUAUGACAGUCAUGUUCAGAUCCCUCCUCAAAGACUCAGUCCAGGUCGCAUCAGAAGAGAUUCUAGCAGAACAUCAAGAAGAAGUUCAUCAAAAAGACUUGGCAACAGGCCUAAGGAUAGAAGAGAUUCUUCAAGAAGAACCAGGACUGAUUCCAGGAAGGUACUUCCUCACCAGAUGGUCAACGAAUCAGAGAGUGACCUCCUAGGCGAGAAGAACAGGUACUAACUACUUGUUAAUAAUCUGGCCUGGUUUAGUUUUUGCUUU